This is a messenger RNA of Selaginella moellendorffii, 2373 nucleotides long. RefSeq lists its product as uncharacterized. The record is from RefSeq and is a predicted model, not a curated record. Gene Ontology annotation, cellular component: cytoplasm. Lineage: Eukaryota; Viridiplantae; Streptophyta; Lycopodiopsida; Selaginellales; Selaginellaceae. The coding region runs from base 179 to 1504 and encodes 441 amino acids. The transcript has 5 exons.
GAUUUUUGGAGCAUACGACGACGACUGGUUGGAGCACGAGAUUCGAUCCACGGGGAUAUUCGAUUCCUCGUUUGUUGUUCGACCAUCCGCCGGCAACUCGAGGAUUUCCGAACAAGAUACCACUUCUAUUCGAUACCCGAGGAUAUUCCAUAUCCCGUUCGUGUGUUCAUGACUGGUCAUGGCUAUGGCGCUUGCUAGCUGCGCUCCAGCAGUCUCAGGGAGAUCCAUCACUGCCAGCGGUAGCAUUGCAUCUCGGAAGAAAAGGUUCCAUUGCAUGGCUUCGACUGCAGAGGUUUCUAGCUGGGAAGAAUUGUCGGAGAAAGUAUCGAGACUGCCGGGAUACAAUGCAGUGGCAGCAGCUGCCAGGCUCCCAAACGUUCAACAGCGGGAUUUUGGUGAUACAAGCAUCGCACAGGUUGUUUUCUACAGGGACAACUCGUCCUGGUGCCCGUAUUGCCAGAGAGUGUGGCUGCAGCUUGAAGAAAAGAGGAUUCCUUACAAGGUUGAAAAGAUAAACAUGAACUGCUAUGGACCGAAGCCUGCAUGGUAUCUCGAGAAGGUGCCUUCUGGACUGCUUCCAGCUCUAGAGCUCAAAGGCCAGCUUUUGACAGAGUCUCUGGACAUAAUGCUGAUACUGGAAGAGGCUUUUCCGGAACGCCAUCCUCUUUUGCCACCCAAAGGUUCUCCCAAAGCGAACGCCGUGGACGGCUUGCUGAGACUGGAGCGACUUCUCGCUGGCGCGUGGCUGAGCAGGCUGAGAAGCUUUUGGACGAAACCGGGACAGUUCGAAGGUGCAAUGGACGACGUUGAUGGCGCUCUUGCGAAGUUCGGUGGUCCAUUUUUCCUCGGUGACACGUUUUCUUUGGUGGACGCUGUUUAUGCUCCUUUCCUAGAGAGAAUCGCUGCCAGCAUGCCUUACUGGCAAGGAGUUAUGAUCCGAGGUGAGACUCGGUGGCCUCAUCUGCAGGCCUGGUUUGAUGCCAUGGACGCGAAGCCAAGUUAUCAGGCCGUCAAGUCGGAUGACUACACUAUAACUCACACGUUGGAACCUCAAAUAGGAGCUUGCAGAGCACUCCCGGCUGGCGAGGCAUACAGAGCCAAAGUUGAUGGGAAAGAUGGAAGCUGGGAUUUGCCACUAAAAGCAGAAGUGACAGCGUGGGGACGAGAGGAGGGAAAUGGGAAUAAAGCGGAGGCAGCACAGACUCUUGUUGACAACAACGCAGCAGUGGUCGGUUUCGCUCUCCGGGCCCUCAACAGCGAUGAAAAGUAUCGGGAAUCUGUGGAUUUGGGAUUCCGAUGUGUGGCGCAAGCUCUGGUUGACGGAGUUGAAAGUGCAGCUCCUCCUGCCGUUCCUCAGCAUUUUUCCAGAGAGGUGGCGAAAGCCGCUGCAUAUCUGCGAGACAAAGUUGGUGUACCUCGUGAUUUGAGCUAUCCGGCGGCCAGACAGCUCCGAGCUCAUUUGCACUGGCUGGUAAAGGCGCUGGGAUCGGAGCUCUACCAGUAGGGAGAUUCCAUACAAGAAGAGUUUUCCAGGAGCGCAGAACACGUUGGAAGCUGCCACAAUUUUAAGCUCGAGAACCAAAAUGUGUAAACUUUUGGAGACAGCUCCCUGAUGUCGUCUGGCUCAAAUCUCUCUCGCUGGAUAGAUUAAAUCGUCUAAGCAACCGCAGCAGUCACUUCGCAGGAUUGGCAGCAGCAUGGGAGACUAGAAGAGCGGGAAAGCAAGAGACUUUUUGGAAGUUUGGUGUGAGGUGAUUGCAAGGGGAUGCGACAAGCAGGCUGGAAUCUCAUGUUCUCUGGACUGUAUGAACUCGGAGCUUGCCAAAGGCUUCCAGGUAUGAAAUCGAGCCCGGUUGGUGCACAAAGCACUAUGCAAGCGACUGUGACCAGCCAACCUCGAAUUUAGACUUGCCUCUCCCUUGUAAGUUCGUAGCACAGGACGCUUUCGCUUUCAUUUUUGUUUCCUCACUGUUUAUUCUCGUCUUUGCCGGUAGCUUCGGUUUAAGUCAAUGGCUCAACAGUGGUAUGUUUUUGGAAUUCAUUUUGAGAAUGUGAUCCGUGCAGGCAGGAGUGCCGAACAGGAAAGUUGUCCAAGCUCAGGAAGAGCGUUGGCGGCCGAGAGGCACGUCUUUUGUACGUGUCUGGCUUCAGGAUACGUGAUGAGAAGAUUCAGCGGAUCAUGCAGCGUCGACUGUCCCUGUCAAGAAGUAGCUCGUAAGUUACGUUGCCGGUUUUUCUUUCGAUUGGCUUGAUAAUUUGUUAGCUAACAAACAUGCCCCUUAUCUGGUUCUUUUGAUCUCGGAUCAAUCGAUCCAGUGAUGGUGGCUGCGGUCAAUUUUCUCUAGUUGUUAAGCUACCGAUUUCGUGGCUUUA